AUGAGCACAGUGCAACCAGACGCUGCAGCCCAGGAGAACAGUGCAAGCACUCAGGACGAUGGCAUGACUUGGUGGUAUCGUUUGCUAUGUCGGCUUGCAGGUGUCCUGGGCGGUAUAUCCUGCGCUGUGGCGGGUGUAUGGAAUUGCGUCACCGUCUAUCCAUUAAAUAUUGCGGCUGGCGUUUUUAUGAUGGUGAAUGCACUUGUUCUGUUUCUCUGCGAGGCUCCAUUUUGCUGCCAGUUCAUCGAAUUUGCAAAUACUGUCGCCAACAAAGCUGACCAAUUGCGGCCUUGGCAGAAAGCCCUGUUUUACUGCGGGAUGGCGCUGUUUCCCAUUUUCCUCAGCUUCACAAUUACCACCCUCUUUGGUAAUGCUAUCGCCUUUGCGACUGGAGUCUUGUAUGGGCUGUCUGCACUGGGGAAGAAGGGUGAUGCAGUCGCUUAUGCCAAGCUUCAGCAGCAGAAGAAACAGACAGAUGAAGAGAAAGAGGCUGGGACAUAA
This is a messenger RNA of Staurois parvus, 501 nucleotides long. The record is from the annotation of a GenBank genome assembly. Lineage: Eukaryota; Metazoa; Chordata; Amphibia; Anura; Ranidae.